Eptesicus fuscus (big brown bat) is the source of this 1911-nucleotide messenger RNA. It is a transcript of the gene HTR2B, whose product is annotated as 5-hydroxytryptamine receptor 2B. The coding region runs from base 126 to 1634 and encodes 502 amino acids. Gene Ontology annotation, biological process: heart development; G protein-coupled receptor signaling pathway, coupled to cyclic nucleotide second messenger; vasoconstriction. Lineage: Eukaryota; Metazoa; Chordata; Mammalia; Chiroptera; Vespertilionidae. The transcript has 3 exons. Gene Ontology annotation, cellular component: plasma membrane; dendrite. Gene Ontology annotation, molecular function: G protein-coupled serotonin receptor activity; neurotransmitter receptor activity. The record is from RefSeq and is a predicted model, not a curated record.
CUUUACCUACAGACAUGGACAGAUGCAUGUAUGCUCUAUUUUAGAGAACUUGAAAAUGUUCUGAAAGGAAGGAAUCAACUUUGGCUUCAAGUAUUUGGCAUGGGAAGAAUGCCUUAAAAAAGCAGAUGACCAGUUUAUCUACUGACCAUGCUGACCAUUGUCUGGAAUCGAAUCAAAUCACAGAAAAACAACAAAUGGCUUUCUCUUAUAGAACAUCGGAACAAAGCACAAUUCCUGAGCUCAUUUUGCAGAGCUCAUUUGAUCACUUAAUCUCUUCUAACUGGUCUGGAUUACAGACAGAAUCGAUACCAGAGGAAAUGAAACAGAUUGGUGAGCAACAGGGAAACAAGCCACGCUGGGCAGCUCUUCUGAUAAUCAUGGUGAUAAUACCUACAAUUGGUGGAAACAUCCUUGUUAUUCUGGCUGUUUCACUGGAGAAAAAGCUGCAGUAUGCUACCAAUUAUUUUCUAAUGUCCCUGGCAGUGGCUGAUUUGCUGGUUGGAUUAUUUGUGAUGCCAAUUGCCCUCUUGACAAUAAUGUUUGAGGCUAUGUGGCCCCUCCCCCUUGUUCUAUGUCCUGCCUGGUUAUUUCUUGAUGUUCUUUUUUCUACUGCAUCCAUUAUGCAUCUCUGUGCCAUUUCAGUGGAUCGUUAUAUAGCCAUCAAAAAGCCAAUCCAGGCUAAUCAAUAUAACUCACGAGCUACAGCAUUCAUCAAGAUUACAGCGGUGUGGUUAAUUUCAAUAGGCAUUGCUGUUCCAGUUCCUAUUAAAGGGAUAGAAACUGAUGUGGGUAAUCCAAAUAACAUCACUUGUGAACUGACAAAAGAUCGUUUUGGCAAUUUCAUGCUCUUCGGCUCACUGGCUUCCUUUUUUAUACCUCUGGCGAUCAUGAUUGUCACCUACUUUCUCACUAUCCAUGCUUUAAAAAAGAAAGCUUACUUGGUCAGAAACAAUCCACCUCAACGCCUAACAUGGCUGACUGUGUCCACAGUUUUCCAAAGGGAUGAAACACCUUGUUCCUCACCUGAAAAAGUGGCAAUGCUGGAUGGUUCUCACAAGGACAAAACUCUGCCCAACUCAAGCCAUGAUAUACUUAUGCGAAGAAUGUCCACAGCUGGAAAAAAGUCACUGCAGACCAUUUCCAAUGAACAGAGAGCCUCUAAGGUUCUAGGAAUUGUGUUUUUCCUCUUUUUGCUUAUGUGGUGCCCCUUUUUUAUUACAAACAUAACUUUAGUUUUAUGUGAUUCCUGCAACCAGACUACUCUUAAAAUGCUCCUGGAGAUAUUUGUGUGGAUAGGCUAUGUUUCCUCAGGCGUGAAUCCUUUAGUCUAUACCCUCUUCAACAAGACAUUUCGGGAUGCAUUUGGCCGAUACAUCAUCUGCAAUUACCGGGCCACAAAAUCAGUAAAAACUCUUAGGAAAUGCUCCAGUAAUAUCUUUCGGAAUCCAAUGGCAAACAACUCUAAGUUCUUCAUAAAACAUGGAAUACGAAAUGGGAUUAAUCCUGCCAUGUACCAAAGCCCAAUGAGGCUCCGAAGUUCAACCAUUCAGUCUUCUUCAAUCAUUCUACUAGAUACACUUCUUCUCACCGAAAAUGAAGGUGACAAAACUGAAGAGCAAGUCAGUUAUGUAUAAAAGAAAUGACACAGUUUUCAUUUAAUAUAAUGAUGAGUAGGAUGAAGAAGCAGAUAUGAAUGUACCAAGAAUUAUAUAAAAAACUUAACUCAUGUAUCAUAUCAUCUCUUUAAACUAAGAGUUACGUAUUAAGAGUAUCCAAUUUUCUUUAUUUGAACACAAUUACUCCAUGAAAAAAAAAUCAUUUUGUACAGCUGCAAAUUAAAAUAAUCCAGCAAUCUGGUUAAAUGUUGAGAUAUUCAAAUGAAAUAAAAUUAAAUAAAUCAAUACAUCUCAG